Molecule: messenger RNA, 2096 nt
Organism: Capsaspora owczarzaki ATCC 30864
Lineage: Eukaryota; Filasterea; Ministeriida; Capsasporidae
Exons: 6
Coding region: 104-1987 (627 amino acids)
Biological process (GO): cytoplasmic stress granule assembly
Cellular component (GO): cytoplasmic stress granule
Molecular function (GO): RNA binding
Source: RefSeq, a predicted model, not a curated record
UCUCUUCUUCUCUCUCUCUCUCUCUCUCUCUCUCUCUCUUUCUCUCUCUUUCUCUCUCCUUGCCUCUCGCCCUCUCAGCACCAAGCCAUCAUCCUCUUCCAUCAUGUCAUCGCCAGUCUCCAAGAGUUCCUCCCCAGCCCCACGAUCUGGCAGCCCGAAUGCCGCCGCCGCUGGUACGGCCGCCAACUCUGGCGCCAAAAAGUCGGGCAGCAACACGCUCAACUACUCGCAAGCGGUGGGCAAGAGCGCCUCCGCCUCUGCCUCUGCCUCUGCCUCUGCCUCUGCCAACGGACCAUCGAAGGCGACAGGUGGGGCGGCUGGCCCCAAGAGCGGCGUCGCAUCUCCCAAGCCAUCCACUCCUGUCAACGACGCCGCGCCGCCUGUUGAUCGCAUUGCCCACUUUUCGAGCUGCCUGACCGGUCUUCCUGUCUACGUCCGUACCAAGACCCAGAUCUACUACGGUGUGCUUGUCUCCACGACUUCCGAAAAGGCUGGCCUUGCCGUGUCGCUUCGCGCCGCCCGCACAGUCCCCACUGUUCCCGCGAACGGUGCUCAGCCCACUCCCCCGUCGACGCGUCCUACCCUUGUGACCAAGCUUGAUAUUCCCGCCGCUGAUUUUGUCGAACUGUUUGUGGCAGACAUUGACCUGUCGUAUGCGCAUCGCGGCCCCGUUGUCUCGGGCAAGUUCCAAACCGACACGGAGAUUAGCGGUGAUCUGAAGCGCACCGAUAAACAGUGGGUCGCCUGGUCUGGCGGCGACGACAAGACUGGCGGGCUCGAAUCGAUGGGCAAUGCCACCUCCUGGGACGCGAACGAAAUGUUCCGAACCAACGAGAGCCUCUACGGUGUCAAGACCGACUUCAAGGAGGAGCUGUACACGGUCCCCUUGCCGAAGCAUGUCACGUCCGAGAUGCGUGAGUUUGCCGAGCAGAAGGAGCGCGAGAUCCUGGGUUCGACCGCCACUACCACUGCACAGCGCGAGGAUCGCAACCAGUUGUUUGCAAACGAGAGCGAUGAAGCAACCUUGUACUCGGAUGUCAAGCGAGCCGACCCGGCUGACAAGUCGCGCAAGUCUGGCGACACUGAUCGUUACCGUCCGCCGGCGCUGCGAGCAGGCUCUCCUUCGCAGCAAAGCAAGCCCUCCUCACCACAAGCUGCCGCUGAUGCUGAGGUGCCCAAAUCGGUGUCACCCUCGGCAGGCGCCGCAUCAGACAAGGCGCCUGCGCCAGCUGCCGAUGCCACUGUGCCCGCACCCGCCGCUACUUCUGCUUCCACAGCCUCGUCCACUCCAGCGGCCACAGCAGCCUCCACCGAUGACGCCGGUGCUGCAAAGUCCACGACUGCAGCUGCCACAGACAAGCCAAAGUCCAAGCUCAAUCCCAAAGCUCCAGCCUUCAAGUUCAACCCAGAGGCGGCAGUGUUCACGCCAGGUGGCGACGCAUCCGUCCCUGCACCACAGCACCAGCAGCACCAUUCUCACCACCAGCACCAGUCUCACCAUCACCAGCAACACCACCACGGUCACCAUCAUGGUCAGCACCAUCACAACCAAGGCAACUUUGGCCAUCACCAGCAGCAGCAGCAGCAGCAGCAUGGACCACACCAUCUUCAGCAACAGAUGGGCAUGCCGUUCUUGCCUCCGAUGCCCGGUAUGCACGUCCCGUUCAUGGGACCAGCCAUGCAGCCGUUUGCUCUGCAGCCCGAUCCAAACCUGAUGUAUCCCGGCGACUUUGCGCCAAAUCUUGUCAUGCCGUUCGGACCAAACAUGGUUUUCCCGGGUGGCUUCCCCCAAGGCUAUGAUCCGAUGCAUCACAUGAUGCUCAUGCAGGGCAAUAUUCCAAUGAUGCCAGGCAUGCGUCCAAUGCAACUGGACGGGCAACCGCUGAUGGACGGCUCCAAUUCGCCAUCGUCCCCUUCAGCACCCUCCCGGCGUGCUCACAGCGGCCCUGGCGCCUCCACUGACAAGCCUGGUGCCAACAAGGCCUAAGCCGUCGUUUUGGGGCCCCCCUUGACCCCGGUUUUUGUGUUUUUUGUGCAAGUGGUUUUCGCUUUUUGUAUUUUUACUCUUUUUCAAUCAUACCCCCAUUAGCCCCCCC